GCGUAUAGACCGUCCCUCUCUUCUCCUCCCGCAGGCACGCAGGAAGGCUGAAGAGCAGCUGCUAACCAAAGAGUCGAGAAGGGAGGGGUUUCCGGACCGAGCGGGGGGAAAAGAGUGCGGUGGCGCAUGCGCGCGCCCUCAAACGGCGAAGACCGCUCUCCUCAGAGCUGGGCUCCUUCGGGUCCCUCAGUCGGUCGGCGGCGGAGCAGCGGGCGAGCUGGGCUGCGGGCGGCCACGCCAUUUCCGCCUGCUUGGCCACCUCCGGAGCCCGCAGCUGGACGAAAGGCCGGGUUGGGCUGAGGCAGGAGCAGCAGCAGCGGCGCAAGAAGAAAGGGCGACCCGACUUCGGGCUGCGAGGCAGAGAAGGAGGAGGAGGAGGAGGAGAAAAAAGAUCCGCCGUCUCCACCGCCGCCCCCUCAGGCCCGGCCGGACCGGACCGGGACGGCGCGAGCUGAGGAGGAGGAGGAGGAGGAGGAAGAAGAACCGGAGCGCUCCCCCCCCCAUCCGACAGAGCGGCCGCGCCGAGUCCAUGAAUGGAAAUCGGCAGCGCAGGAACCGUUGGGGCUCAGCCCCUACUCAUGGUGCCUCGACGACCUGGCUAUGGCACCAUGGGGAAACCUAUUAAACUGCUGGCCAACUGCUUCCAAGUUGAAAUCCCAAAGAUUGACGUCUACCUCUAUGAGGUGGACAUUAAGCCAGAUAAGUGUCCUAGGAGAGUGAACAGGGAGGUAGUAGAUUCAAUGGUGCAGCAUUUUAAAGUGACAAUAUUUGGUGACCGUAGACCAGUUUACGAUGGUAAAAGAAGCCUUUAUACAGCCAAUCCACUCCCUGUAGCAACAACUGGGGUUGAUUUGGAUGUAACGUUGCCAGGAGAAGGUGGGAAAGACCGUCCCUUCAAGGUGUCCAUAAAAUUCGUUUCCCGGGUAAGCUGGCACCUCUUGCAUGAAGUUCUGACUGGACGAACCUUACCUGAGCCUCUGGAAUUGGACAAGCCAAUCAGCACUAACCCUGUUCAUGCUGUUGAUGUGGUGCUACGACAUUUACCCUCCAUGAAGUAUACACCUGUAGGCCGUUCCUUUUUUUCGGCUCCCGAAGGCUAUGAUCAUCCGUUGGGAGGUGGCAGGGAAGUUUGGUUUGGAUUUCAUCAGUCUGUUCGACCAGCAAUGUGGAAAAUGAUGCUAAAUAUUGAUGUUUCUGCCACUGCCUUCUACAAAGCACAACCUGUAAUUCAGUUCAUGUGUGAAGUUCUUGAUAUCCACAACAUUGAUGAACAGCCACGACCUCUGACUGAUUCUCACCGUGUAAAAUUCACCAAAGAGAUAAAGGGUCUGAAGGUUGAAGUGACUCAUUGUGGAACGAUGAGGCGGAAAUACCGCGUCUGUAAUGUUACACGGAGACCUGCUAGUCAUCAGACAUUUCCAUUGCAGUUAGAAAACGGUCAGACGGUGGAGAGAACAGUAGCACAGUAUUUCAGAGAAAAGUACAACCUACAGCUGAAAUAUCCUCAUCUUCCUUGUCUACAAGUGGGACAGGAGCAGAAACACACCUAUCUGCCUCUUGAAGUUUGUAACAUCGUGGCAGGCCAGCGAUGUAUUAAGAAGCUUACAGACAAUCAAACAUCAACGAUGAUAAAAGCAACAGCCAGAUCUGCACCUGACAGACAAGAAGAAAUCAGCAGAUUGGUGCGAAGUGCAAAUUAUGACGCUGACCCAUUUGUUCAGGAAUUUCAGUUUAAAGUGCGUGACGAGAUGGCUCAUGUGACAGGGAGAGUGCUCCCAGCUCCGAUGUUGCAAUAUGGAGGGCGGAAUCGAACAGUGGCAACACCAAGCCAUGGUGUAUGGGAUAUGCGUGGGAAACAGUUUCAUACAGGUGUGGAAAUCAAGAUGUGGGCCAUUGCUUGCUUUGCAACACAGAGGCAGUGUCGCGAAGAAAUACUAAAGGGUUUUACAGAUCAGCUGCGCAAAAUCUCCAAGGAUGCGGGGAUGCCAAUCCAGGGCCAGCCUUGCUUCUGUAAAUACGCACAAGGUGCUGACAGUGUGGAGCCCAUGUUCCGACAUCUGAAAAACACAUAUUCAGGACUCCAGCUCAUCAUCGUCAUUCUGCCGGGGAAGACACCAGUCUAUGCGGAGGUGAAACGUGUGGGGGACACACUUCUGGGGAUGGCUACACAAUGUGUUCAAGUCAAGAAUGUCAUAAAAACGUCUCCUCAGACCCUCUCAAACUUGUGCCUAAAGAUUAAUGUAAAAUUGGGAGGAAUCAACAACAUCCUUGUACCUCAUCAACGACCUUCUGUGUUUCAACAACCAGUGAUCUUCUUGGGAGCAGAUGUUACUCAUCCACCUGCUGGGGAUGGAAAGAAGCCUUCUAUUGCUGCUGUUGUAGGUAGCAUGGAUGCACAUCCAAGCAGGUACUGUGCUACGGUGAGAGUCCAGAAACCCCGCCAGGAGAUCAUCCAAGACUUGGCCUCCAUGGUUAGAGAACUUCUCAUCCAAUUCUACAAAUCAACCCGGUUCAAACCCACACGAAUCAUCUUCUACCGUGAUGGAGUUUCAGAAGGACAGUUUCGACAGGUGUUGUAUUAUGAGCUGCUGGCAAUUAGAGAGGCUUGUAUCAGCUUGGAAAAAGACUAUCAGCCUGGCAUAACGUACAUUGUGGUUCAGAAGAGGCAUCAUACGAGGCUGUUUUGCGCUGAUAGGACAGAAAGGGUUGGAAGAAGCGGAAACAUCCCUGCUGGAACAACAGUAGAUACGGAUAUCACACAUCCAUACGAAUUUGAUUUUUAUCUCUGUAGCCAUGCAGGAAUACAGGGUACAAGCCGCCCCUCACACUAUCAUGUCUUGUGGGAUGACAAUUGUUUUACUGCAGAUGAACUUCAGCUGCUAACUUACCAGCUCUGCCACACCUAUGUGCGCUGCACACGAUCUGUGUCUAUACCUGCACCAGCUUAUUAUGCUCACCUGGUAGCAUUCAGAGCAAGAUACCACCUUGUGGACAAAGAACACGACAGUGCCGAAGGAAGCCAUGUUUCCGGACAGAGCAACGGAAGAGACCCCCAAGCCCUCGCUAAGGCUGUACAGAUUCACCAAGACACCUUACGCACCAUGUACUUUGCUUAGCUAUAUAUACAAUAGAGGUAGAGAUAGAGAUCUCAAAAAAUGAGAUGGAGCUUAUUGACGGAAGAAAGAAAGAACUGCAGAAUUAAGUCACAUACACUGUAUGUUUCCAGAGCAAUCGGUGAACGGGGGAGGGAGCAUCUCUGCCUUGUUGAAGCUGAUUUCUGUUUUGUUUUGUUUUUGUGGGGGACGGGGAGCAGGCCUUAUCCUUGUCCCGAGGCAAGGAAGAUUGUUUACUUCACCAAGAACAAGCCACUUAUGCAAUAUGAAACCAGCCAACUGCUUUCAGAGGCAGCUUCCUACGGGAAGAGCUGCUGUCAUCAUCUUUUCCUUUCUGCGUUUGGGUCUCUGUGUUUCUUUUCUU
This is a messenger RNA of Crotalus tigris (Tiger rattlesnake), 3477 nucleotides long. RefSeq names its product protein argonaute-3. The record is from RefSeq and is a predicted model, not a curated record. Lineage: Eukaryota; Metazoa; Chordata; Lepidosauria; Squamata; Viperidae. Bases 534 to 3116 code for a protein of 860 amino acids. The transcript is spliced from 19 exons. Gene Ontology annotation, biological process: regulatory ncRNA-mediated gene silencing; regulation of stem cell proliferation. Gene Ontology annotation, molecular function: protein binding; RNA binding.